This is a messenger RNA of Glycine soja, 595 nucleotides long. RefSeq names its product mitochondrial import inner membrane translocase subunit Tim9-like. The coding region runs from base 126 to 407 and encodes 93 amino acids. The record is from RefSeq and is a predicted model, not a curated record. NCBI's taxonomy places the organism in Eukaryota, Viridiplantae, Streptophyta, Magnoliopsida, Fabales, Fabaceae. The transcript is spliced from 2 exons.
UAUAUAUACCAUCUUGUUCCACUUCCGAGUUAGGGUUUGGUUUCUACCGCAGAUCGCAGUUUCUUCCUUCAUUUCAUACUCUCUGGCAAAACCCUCGUCGACGGUGACCAAUCGGUGGAUCAAACAUGGACAAGAGCAUGCUAGCGGAUUUGGAUUCGCUCCCUGAGGCUGAUAAGCAAAGAAUGACUGUCAUGAUCGAUCAGCUCCAAAUCCGUGACAGUCUGAGAAUGUAUAAUUCACUGGUUGAGAGAUGCUUUAAUGAUUGUGUUGACACAUUUAAGCAUAAAUCCCUGCAAAAGCAAGAGGAAACCUGUGUACGAAGAUGUGCAGAGAAAUUUCUCAAGCAUUCUAUGCGGGUUGGCAUGAGGUUUGCCGAGCUCAACCAAGGAGCUGCUACACAAGAUUAAUUUCUGUUUAACUUCUUCCAAUGGAAAACUGUUAAUUUAUUAUUGUUAUUAUUUUGAAUGCAGUUCGUUUACUUGCAUUUUUUAUCCUGAAAAAUGAGACUGUAGAGAAUUCUAAUUUGCUAUUGGUACACAAUAAUUUGUGCUAAAUAAUGUCAUCAUUAUGCAAUCACAGUGUUUCUGAAUCCUGA